This is a messenger RNA of Williopsis jadinii, 1431 nucleotides long. RefSeq names its product tubulin alpha chain. Gene Ontology annotation, molecular function: GTP binding; structural constituent of cytoskeleton. Lineage: Eukaryota; Fungi; Ascomycota; Saccharomycetes; Phaffomycetales; Wickerhamomycetaceae. Gene Ontology annotation, cellular component: nucleus; cytoplasm; microtubule. The transcript has 2 exons. The record is from RefSeq and is a predicted model, not a curated record. Bases 82 to 1431 code for a protein of 449 amino acids. Gene Ontology annotation, biological process: microtubule cytoskeleton organization; nuclear migration by microtubule mediated pushing forces; mitotic cell cycle.
GGAAAAAAAGGCGAUUUGUUUACAUUCUUCGAAGGCAAAGCAAACGAACUUUCACAUCAAAAGAACUGGAAGCGAUACGCAAUGAGAGAAGUUAUUAGUGUUAACGUCGGUCAGGCUGGUUGUCAAAUUGGUAACAGUUGUUGGGAGUUGUAUUCUCUCGAACACGGUAUCCAACCGGAUGGUUACUUGAAAGAAGGAUUGACUAGACCAAAAGGCGGUGAGGAAGGUUUCUCCACUUUCUUCUCUGAAACUGGAUCUGGUAAGUACGUGCCAAGAGCUUUGUAUGUUGAUUUGGAGCCAAAUGUCGUUGACGAGGUGAGAACUGGUAAGUACAAGGACUUGUUUCACCCAGAACAGUUGAUCACCGGUAAGGAGGAUGCUGCAAACAACUACGCUAGAGGUCACUACACCGUUGGUAGAGACUUACUAGACGAUGUCUUGGAGAGAAUUAGAAGAAUGGCAGAUCAGUGUGACGGUUUGCAAGGUUUCUUGUUCACACAUUCCCUUGGUGGUGGUACAGGUUCAGGUUUUGGUUCUCUCCUGUUGGAACAGUUGAGUUUGGAAUACGGUAAGAAGGCCAAGUUGGAAUUUGCUGUUUACCCAGGCCCACAGAUGUCCACUUCUGUCGUUGAGCCAUACAACACCGUCUUGACAACACACACCACUUUGGAACACGCUGACUGUACCUUCAUGGUUGAUAACGAAGCCAUCUACGAUAUCUGUAGAAGAAAUUUGGAUAUUUCAAGACCAAGUUUCUCAUCAUUGAACAGUUUGAUUGCUCAGGUUGUGUCCUCAGUGACUGCUUCUUUGAGAUUCGACGGUUCUUUGAACGUUGACUUGAACGAAUUCCAAACCAACUUGGUUCCAUUCCCAAGAAUUCAUUUCCCAUUGGUUGGAUACGCCCCAGUUGUUUCUAGUGCGAGAGCUAUUCAUGAAUCAAACUCUGUUGCAGAAAUCACAAACGCUUGUUUCGAACCAGGUAACCAAAUGGUCAAGUGUGAUCCAAGAGCUGGUAAGUACAUGGCAACCUGUUUGCUUUACAGAGGUGAUGCUGUGACAAGAGAUGUCCAAAAUGCAGUCUCACAAGUCAAGGCUAAGAAGACUGUCCAGUUGGUUGAUUGGAUUCCAACCGGUUUCAAGAUUGGUAUCUGUUACCAACCACCAACUGUCCCACCUGAGUCUGACUUUGCUGCUGUUUCUAGAGCCGUUUGUAUGCUCUCUAACACCACUGCCAUUGCUGAGGCUUGGAGAAGAAUUGACAAGAAGUUCGACUUGAUGUACUCCAAGAGAGCAUUUGUCCACUGGUAUGUUGGUGAAGGUAUGGAAGAAGGUGAAUUCACUGAGGCUAGAGAAGACUUGGCUGCUUUGGAGAGAGACUAUGAAGAGGUUGGUUUCGAUUCCAACGACCCAGAAGAAGGUGAGGAGUACUAA